GCCGUGCCGAGCAAACCUCCUCUACGGCUGGAUCGCCUCUGCCCUUAGCUCGGGCUGCAGCUCCCUCCUCCUCCUCCUCCUCCUCCUCCUCCUCCCUGGGAUGAUUUGCACAGGACGGGUCUAGUAUCUCCGGAGCGCUUCUACUUUGCUCCCACCCGCGCUCGGUGGGACUAAGCUAUCGUUUAAUGGGAGGUUAUUUUCGGCAACCAGCCUUGCACCCGGGCGGACCGGCCGGAGGAAGAGCCGGGCGCUUCUGAAAGCGGCAGAGGAGGUUUGCCAAAGCAGGGCAGCGGAGCCGGGGGGGGGGGGCUUGAACCGGCGGAGCCCAGCCGAGGGGCCACCCCGCCGAGGAGGAGAGCGAGCUGCCCGGCUACCUGCUCCGUAUUUCUGGCUGCCUGCAUGGCUCCCGGGCACUGUAGAGAUUGUGGGGGCUGUUGCUGCUGCUGAGCAACAAUACAUUGCUUUAAACUCAGCCUCAACUUAGCCCGGCAAGCAAGGAUGGCAACGCUACUGGAGCUUUGGAGCUGCCAAGAGAGCCAGGGAACCUGGGUUUUGUGUGCCACUGUCUAAUGUAUGGGAGUAAAAUGGAAUUUCUUACCUGGGUUUUUCCUGCCUUGGUUCUACUGUGCACCCAACAGCACAGGUGUAUCAGGGUGCUUUAGAGGGCUGUAUUUGAAGCAAUUUCUCUGUCAUGUGUGCUAUUUGACUGAAGUGAAUGAGCCAAAUUCAACCUAAGUCAGCACAUCCUACUUACGCCAGUGCUGUUUUCAGAGCUAUGAAUGACAUCGGAGAUUACAUAGGUUCCAACAUCGAAAUAUCCUGGUUACCCAACCUGGAUGAUUUAAUGAAAGGGUAUGCACGUAAUUUCAGGCCUGGGAUUGGAGGUCCUCCCGUUAAUGUUGCUCUUGCAAUUGAAGUAGCCAGCAUUGACCACAUCUCAGAAGUGAACAUGGAAUAUACCAUGACGGUAUUUUUGCACCAGAGCUGGCGAGAUGACCGUCUGUCUUACAACCACACCAAUGAAACUUUGGGCUUAGACAGCCGGUUUGUGGACAAGCUCUGGUUGCCAGAUACUUUCAUAGUAAAUGCCAAGUCUGCCUGGUUCCAUGAUGUGACUGUGGAAAACAAACUUAUCAGGCUCCAGCCAGAUGGAGUCAUUUUAUACAGCAUCAGGAUUACCUCAACAGUGGCCUGUGACAUGGACCUUUCCAAGUAUCCAAUGGAUGAGCAAGAAUGCAUGUUGGAUUUGGAGAGCUAUGGCUACUCUUCAGAGGACAUCGUCUACCACUGGUCAGAAAACCAGGAGGAAAUCCAUGGGCUGGAUAAGCUGCAGCUUGCUCAAUUCACAAUUACCAAUUACCAGUUCACAACAGAAAUGAUGAACUUCAAAUCUGCAGGUCAGUUUCCCAGGCUCAGUCUCCACUUCCACCUUCGGCGAAAUCGAGGAGUUUACAUCAUUCAGUCUUAUGUUCCUUCUAUCUUACUAGUGGCCAUGUCAUGGGUAUCCUUCUGGAUCAGUCAGUCAGCUGUGCCUGCCAGGGUGUCAUUAGGUAUAACUACUGUUCUUACUAUGACUACACUGAUGGUCAGUGCCCGAUCUUCGCUUCCACGAGCAUCUGCCAUCAAGGCGCUUGAUGUUUACUUCUGGAUUUGCUAUGUGUUUGUCUUCGCUGCACUGGUAGAAUAUGCAUUUGCACAUUUCAAUGCUGACUACAUGAAAAAGCAAAAGAACAAGAUAAAGGCAAGAAGGCAGAGUGGAGAGAUAAACGUGAAGAAUGCCAUUGUUCUGUUUUCCCUUUCCAUAGCUGGUGUGAACCAGGAACUGGCCAUUUCUCAUAGGCAGCACCGAAUUCCCAGAAGCCUGCCUGGAUCAUAUGGCACAAUAGAAAUAGAAACUGGAGAGACAAAACUGCAGCAAGUAAUGAAACUGGAUAAAAAGAGUGGUCUGAAGUCCCUCUUUAAGCCCAUUGAUGCUGAUACCAUUGAUAUAUAUGCCAGAGCUGUGUUCCCAGCAGCCUUUGCAGCAGUCAAUGUUAUAUACUGGGUUGCAUACACAAUGUAAAAAAAAAAAAAAGAAAAUUCAUGUGAAGAGCUACAAAUUGAACAAUACCUACGGACUAAAAGGCCCUUGCUGAAACUGUAUUGAUCCAUCUCUUCUCAAAAUAUUUCCCAAUGAGCUCGAGGCAUUUCUAAAGUCAAGAAAGUCCUGCUAUCAAUUCCUACUAAAAGCAGCAAUUUAUUACUGAUUUGACACAGUAGUAACUGUACUCUGCCAAACAAUCCCAGCUCCUUAUUUCCUGUAUUACCAUGAGAUAAUUUUUCAUAUGUACAUAUUUGCAGCAAAAGGUUAAGUCUUAAAUUACCAUGUUUUUCCUCCACUUUAAGGGUUGAUCAGUAAUGAAGAUUUGGCUUUUCACACUCAGAUCAUUUCCUUUUUUGUAAUGGAAGAGCUAAUUCCUCACUUCCACAUGAGUGAUUUUCUGCAUCUGGCCUUCUGUGGGAUGGUCUAGGUUUAAUAGUAGUGGUAAAGUUGGAGUUUUUAAUCAUAAAAAUCUCAUGGACAAAGUAAAAGGGAAUAGAGGGGAGUGGAGGCUUUUUCUUAUAUUAUUAUUUGUCUUGGAUAAAAUACUGAAAACAUUUCAAUGCUCUUAGUCAUAGCAUGAAAUAAAAUAUACUACAUAAAAUUCUACUGAAUUGUUAAUAAUGACUGUAUUACAUUUAAGAUCUAACCUAAUGAACGUUUAAACACUUAAACACAGUAAUGUUUAUUAGUUUAACAGGCCCCAAAAUAGAUAAAAGUGAUUUAGAAACACAGGGAAAGCUCAGGCUUCCUAUGUUGGAUUGGGAAAAAUUUUAAAGGUGCUUGAUAAUGAAGGAACUCAGACUUCAUUUUCAGGAAGGACUUUAGAAUUUGUUCUUUUAAUUUUCAGUGACAGUCUACCAUGUGUGCCUCUGAAAAUAUCCUUUUUGCAUCUGUCCCUAAAUAGCUGAGUAAAGUUAAAAAAAUGUGAUAAGUGGCUUUAAGUUACUCAGUUGCUUUGGAUAUUUUUGCCAUUUUUAUUCAGAGGCUGACCUAAUAUGUUAGGCCUCUUCACUUCCAUUAUUUGACAAUGAAAUUUGUGGGUACUCAUACACACUCCUUAAUUCAGGACUAGAUCCUCUCACCCAAAUAAUGCAAAAUAACACUUUGUUCUGUAAAUAAUUCCAGUGAACUCAGCAAACAAACGCAGUAUUCACAACAAACACAAGUUUCACAAUUAAUCUCUAAAAACCUCCACAGUAAAUAUAUUGGGAUAUGGAUUAGUACAACUGAAAUAUUGUUAGUGUAGGAAACCAAUGUAAGAUACUUCAAAAGGGAAUUUUUUUUUGGAGAAUUUUGUUGCCUUGAAAGUGAGAGAUUGUUUUAAAUAUAGAGACUGACACAAAAGAAAAUAUGAAGUGAGAGAGGGAGGGAAAGAAGGAAGCAAAUCAAGUGGCUGAAAGCUAUGAUGGAAGGGAGCAUGCGGAGGUGCGAGAUUAAACAAGCCAAAAUACGUAGAUAAGAGAAGAGCUGCACUGGGCUUUGAAGAUGGGGAUCUUGAACAUAGUGGCUCAUGAUUAAUAGUUGCAGUUGCCAUAAGGAUGAAACAAGCAUUUGAUCACAGUGGAGUAUGCGCACAUUCCUCCUGCAUUACUUAUCUGUGACGUAUGGUUUGAUUUCAUAUGACCAGCACUGAAAGAUAGAGCAUUUUAACACACAUUUAUAACUUAAAAUAAGAUUUGUUGAAUAUCACUGAAGUAAGAGAAUGCUUUGAAGAAAAAAUAAUGAUCCUGAACUGAGCUAUAAUAGAAAAUACACUCCCAUUUUAAGUCAGGCUUAGGUUCACCUCAAUCUUUAGUUUCUGUUAUAAUGGAAGAACUGUCUGCCAACAGUGUGCUGGAAAGCGCAAACUGACUUCAAGCUAUAAUCGUUCCACAAAGUUAUCACCAGUCUAGCCCUGGACUGAGACACCAGCAUUCUGCUCCAAGAUCUUGCCACUGACUUGUUGGGGAAUCUUACUUAAAUAAUUUCACUGCAUCAUCUGCAAAAUUGAUAUAAUGAUACUGAUUUCUUUCCUGUAUCUUUGAGGUUUACAGAAGAAAAACCCUUCAGGAGAGACAGAAACUUAUGCUCCAACUAGGUAAGUGCAUCCAACUAGUACUUAUGUGGUGCUAUUUACCAUAGUUUCUGAGACUCACAUACUGAAUUAAAGCAAAGUAUCACUCAACUUUCACCUUAUCCAGAAAGCUAAUGAAAUUCUGCAUCUCCUUCAAUAUAUGCAGGUAAUCAGGCUUCUCUUUCUCCUCCUGCUUCCCCUCUUUCCAUUUUAUUUUUCUUGGUAUUUGUUCCUGAUGUUGAUGAAAUGCUACAAUACAGAAAUACACCAUUUUUUUUGAAGUGCAUUUUUGGUCAUAAUCACUUUCUCCCCAAGGAAGUUCAACCCCUCCUGCUCUCUUCUGAAUCAUUCUUACUGUUUUAUAUAAUGAUUAAGUGCAGAGUGGAAUAAAAACAGCAGAAGCAUGACUUUACAAUGCCUUUUCCUUACUAAGCUGUUUUUCCACGAUCGUGGGUCAGGGCCUUGACAUAUCUUAAGUCCCCUUUCUAACUCUCCUUUCAGCUUAAACCUGAACUUUUUCAAUUUACACCUGACCAAAUUCUUGUCUGGCCUCAGAAGUUUAAAUGUAACUCUUGGAUGAUGCACUUUCAUAGGCAAGGCAAGAUGGUAGGCAAGUCUGAAAUUUUCUGCUCAGCCCUUUGAACAGUAUCACCACAAGAGUACUACACCCUUUAGAAAGGCCAUAGUGCCUUAUUCUUCUCUGUUACACUUGCAUAAAUCAGAAAUAAUCUUUGGUUUAAAAUCAGUAGAUUAACUACUGCUGUGAAAGCAGAGUUUAACCUUUUGGUAUCCUGCUGGUUUCUCUAGCUAUUGGUUUAUUACACUGCCUGUCAGGGUCAGCUGCUAAGAGUGAAAUUAUUGACUAAAUCCAGUUGAAGAAAUACUUGCAGCAAGUUCCUGUGGAGUGUAAAUCAUAAGAAAAUAAUCCAUGAUUUUGGAAUUAAAGUUAUUAAAGAGCAGAGAACAAAGCAUUGACCUAGUCCCUCUAGUGUGCAGUGGCUGGUUAUUUAGAGUAAUUAGCAAGAAGUCGGCUGCAUAUAUUACAAAGGCAAUGUCUAAUCUAAUUACUUCAGCAGUAAUAGUUUGUAAUUGUGCACCUGACAUAACUCCUUACACUGAAGCCAACUGAAUAAUCACAUGGGGUUAUUGGACAAAAUUAGUUGCUUCUCCAUCUGGGAGACAGUCAUAGGCUGCAUGCCCUGCUGAUUUCUUCAAAAGAUAUAUUCAAUCAAUUAUUUCUGUAGUUUGACUGCAGAUCUUCAAGGUGCACAGCUCGGUUGUGACUGAUCAAAGUAAAAGGUGGCAGUGAUCUUUUCCUCAAAAAAAACCAAAGCCAGAAUGCUUGACUAUCACAAUGUUGUAGACAGAAGCAUAAAUAAAGGGGGGAAAAAAAAAUCUCAAAACAUUGCAGGCAGUCAGAAGUGUGCACUGGGAGCAUACAUAUGGCAAUUGUGUCCAUUCCAGGAACAAGGUGACUCAGAGGGGAGAACAGGUGUUUCAGCUACUGUUACUGCACUUGCAUGAGUAGCACAAGACAAAACACCUCCAUCAUGAAGAGUGGGAUUUUCUUAAAAUCUGUUUCCAGAGCCAGAAAUAGAAAAGUCAGAUGCCAUUCAAACUCUUUUAAGGAGAAACCUCAGUACAGGAGUAUGGUGUAAUGAUUGGAAUUUUGCAUAAAUUUGAAUAUUCUGUACCUUUGCGUGUGCUAUACUUUUUUUUUUUUCAUUUAAAAUCAUCAUACUUAAAAAUCAUCAGACAUUAAUGCUUUAGAUGUAUUAACAUCUAAAGACAAUGCCCUGCUCAACAUUUCAUGAUGGCCUUAAUAAACAGAAAUAAACUAAAUUCGAUGUCAAUUGAAUGCUAACUUUGGAUGGGUUUUACUAGUGUCAAGGAGGGGGGGGGCGCAGGGAAAGAAAGUAUGUGACAGAUCAGAAGGCACUUUUUCUGUGCUGUACCUGAAGGCAUUUGUAUUCCUUUCAGCAAUUUGGAUUACUGUUCUAUGGACUGGUAUGUCUGUGAGAAAAAGAGUGGGAUAUGUGUUAAUGUAAUCAUUCUAAAUGUGAAGUGUUAAUAAAAUGUAGAUAUACAGAAAUUGGAGCUUCUAUAAAUGGACAAAAUAGACAUUCCAACUAUUGAACUGGAAGAUAAAAUGCAUUAGAAGGAAACUCAAAAUAACCUCAGAGAUUUCAUCCCAUAAUGAAAUCCUGGCUAUUCAGUGCCCAAGGGCUUGUAAAACUCUACUUCGGUCUUGACAACAGAAGAGAAAGUACCAUUCUGUAUUCAUGAGUGCUUUCUGUGGGGCACUUAUGCAGACUACUGUAUUUAUGUUAAAAAAUAGCUGUUGCUGCCUCAAGAGGUUGAAAAGAAUCAGAAAGCACAAGAUGAAGAAGAGCAAGACACUGCAUGAUUUGUUUGAAAGUAAUGCUGGCAGCGACAGCACUGUUAAGAGGUUAAUAUACAGAAAUGUCUGUCCUGUUUCUGGGUAAAAAUGAAAGCAUUUAUCCAAGUUAAAGUAAAAGCUCUCACAUCAGUUCUUAACCAGUUUGCUAAUCCAAUAGAUAAUGUAGCGAAACCAAUUUAACUCAAUGAGGCUUCUACUGUUGGUACAACAAAACCCUUAAAAUGAUUGCUCUGAUUGUAAAUACUCGGAGUCAUUAACCUAAGAAAGCACUUCACAUUAGGAAGAAGACAGCACCCCUGCAUAUUUGUCCAUGAAGCAGAAUAGAUAACAAAAAGCUUACUGAAAGUUUCUGAGAAUAUUUUCAUUUAAAAAAAAAUAAUCUGAAGCGAUGCCCUCACGCCCUCUUUAUUAUAGCAGCUUAAAACACUUUCAAUGGUUGAAAGCUUGUUCGAUGUUAUAAUAAUACCAUGUGCAAUAUAUGUUACAAACAUAUAUAGCUAAUUCUUCUUAUUGAAAACCGAAUAAAAAUUUGGCAAUGAACACGUCUAUUUGGAUGGAUUUGGUAGCUGAAAUGAGACAGGCACUGUCUAUUUCUGCCUUUAUAGCUUGCGUGUUAAAUGAAAUGAAUUUGAGGAUCUAAGCCCAUCGUUACAUAAUGCAUUAGGGAUCUGUUCUCUCCUUAUACCAGCUUUAUGUCAUGGCUAUUCCUUUUACUAAGUCCUGCACAGUAAAAACAAAUCUGAGAAGACAGUCAAGCCCAGGCUGUCAGAAAAUAUAGUACCAACAGAACUAAUCAGAUGUUAUUGGGAGUUCACUGUUCCGCAAGAAGAUUGGUCCAAAAAAAGAAAUCUAAGUAUCCCUCAUUUCUGAGAUAUCUGAAACCUCUUUACAUCAUUCUAGAUUUAGGGCCAACCAAUACAUACGACUAAUUCCAACACAGGACUAAUUCCACUGAACGGAAGAUCCCUCUGGCUCACCGUCCAAGCUCCACCUUUUGGUAUAAAGUCUGUCAAGGAGUUCCUCAGUAUGUGCAUCUUUUACUGAGACCAGUAAUGCUCACCACUCAGAAGCAUUGCUCUUUCUGUUCUCAACUGGGGCAAAGACAGACAAUAUUACAAACCAAAGAAAAGUGCUUUUAUACUUGUACAUCUCAUCUACACAAAAGAAGUUGUACUGAUUUAACCAAAUUAGUUUCACAAGCUCAUUUUGUCAGUACUGCCAUUUCAGCUCGCACAAAAAAGAGCACCCAAGCUAAUGGUAGAACUUCCUUGUGUAGACAAUGCCUAUGAAAUUUCCAUGAGGGGAUUUACCAAAAAUACUUUAACUUAUCUUUUCAGAACUCUUUAAAUGCUUAAUUGGAAUACUUUAAGAUAGUAAGGAGACAGGUGCUCAGAAAGGUAAAGAAUAUUUGAAAUACGUAACAAAUAUUUUUCAGGCCUUGAAACUAAGUUGUUCAACAGCAAUUAGCCCUGCAGGUAGUCCAGAUUUCACCUGACAAGAAGAGGAUUUCUCAUAGUAUCCUACAGAUGCAUUAAGGGACAGGGGAUGUAAACAAAUAUUUUUAUUAUGCAACUGGCUGAGCAUUCUUUAUUUCCUGAUUGCUUUUAAAUAGUUUUUAAAUUCCUGUAGCAGCCAUAAAACAUUAACCAAUAGAGAACAAUUAUCUUCUGUUUAAGGUAAGAUGAUCCUUGGGAGCUUUCAGAAACAAAAUAUUGCUUUCUAUGCCUCCUUUGCAUUAGGAGGCAGUAUUUUAUUGAAUAGAAAUUUAAUUCUACAGUUACAUUCCUUAAUUUGUUGGCUCAGUUUACUUUAUUGCAAAUAGAUAGAGGCUUUGAGGGUUUGUUGUUGUUAGUGGUUUUGUUUUUUUUCUUUUUCUUUUAACUACUUGAUGUAAGAAGAAAUAAAGAUAAGGAAAACCAGUCUUUUAAGACCUGAGAGUCACAAGCUCAAAUGUUCAUGUUCACAGGAUCCAUAACAACUUCAGCGGAAAGCGUGGCACUUAAAGAGCCAGUGGGAUCUGGCUCCUACCAUGUAACUAGUAAUACAUAAUACAAUUAUUUAUUACAAAAGGUCCCAACUAAUAUUACAGUUCCUAGCUUACUGGGAUUUUAAAGAUACGUUUGAGAGAUAAUACUUAUCCCAACAACUUUAAAAACUCAACUAGCAAAGGAGUAGCAAAAAUAAAUUGUAUAUACAUCCUGUGUAAGUAAGGAGGAGACAUGUUAUCAAGUUGGUCAGAUGGAGUUGAAUCCAAAGUAGCUUUGCAAAUUUAACAGUUGUGAAAGGAAUCCAACCUCUGGAAACGUAUCCCUUUCUUUAACUCUUGCAUUACUUCUAUUUCACUUGAUACUCAGUUAUCUUUCCCUUUUUUUUUACUUGAAAAGUAUUUAACACUUUGGAAAAAAGAGGAAAUUUUCUUUCUCUUUGGCUUGAGAACAUAUUAGGCAAAACUAAUAUAAUCUAGUCACACAGGUAUGAAAAACAGUGAGACUAAAAGUCUCUGUUUACAAACCUUUGUACCUUCCAAUGAGUAUUACUUAAAAGGCAAGAAACUCAACCCUGUGAUAAUUUUGUAAGUUAACCAGCACACUCCCACACAAACAUGGUCUUUCUCCCCCUUGGUUCAUUCUCUUGCACAACACACUGGUAGCCCCAUGUAUGCAAUAGAGAGAAAAAAAAUAGUUUAAGGCAUUCCUCAAAUUCUCCACAGUCAGACAAGCUCUUCUGAAGAUCAUAAUUUUGGCCCAAACAUCUUUAACAUAGUCCUGGGUAACAUAAGUUACUAACAAAUGCAGGUUUACUUACCCAAUAAGCAACUGAUGCAAUCUGAACAAGAGCAGCACUGGGAAUUACCUUUGCUAGCACAAAUAUCACAAACCUCUCCAUUUUCUUGCAUUGGGUUACCAGAGGGUGUAGGGAGGACAUUUUUCUUUACAUAGUAAUAAAUAAUUGGCCAGCUUUAAGGGGUAGGUAUUUGGAACAGGCAUAGCUGGAAGUAGCAAAACAAUAUAUAGGCCAUUGAGCUAUUCCAGUAUUACAAUUACUACGGUUUUAAGAUUAAAUAAAGAUUGAGUGAGGAAAUACAAAGUAAUCUGUAAAACAUCUGGUAUAAUACUCCAUCCAGACUGUUCUUCCUUUAUUGCUACAUUUCUUUCAGAUUUAGACAAACAAAAGAUCUAUUUCUGUACAUCUUAAACUUAGUUUUUAGAGAUAUAUUUAAGAUUAUCCCACCCUCAUCUUUUCCAGGUUGUGUGUGCAACUUCUACAUAUACAUGUUCAUAUGUGCAUAUAUAUAAAGGACAGGAGGAUUCUAUAUAUUGUUUAUAAAUGAUAGUGCAUAUAGUAUUUUAAAAUUGAACCUGUACUUUAUAAAGAAGAAACAUUUAAUGUGUCAGCUAUGAUGACUUUCAGAUUGCCUGCGAUGAUGGUUCUGUGCAUGCUUAUUAAAGGGUCCAUCAGGCACUUCUUGGAUUUGGAAUAUUUUGAACUAAGAAUACCUGUCUCAGACUGAAUGCUGGCUGGACCAAUAAUGAGAACUUAGGACAGCACAGUUAAGUCUGGUCCAGGGAAAGCAAUAAAAAGAGGAUUCUUGAGGAACCAAGGUGAAAACUUGAUCCUCAGGGUUAAGCCUUUUUUGUUAAUAUUUUCACCAUUUUCUUCCAUCCUCUGAAAUGACAAUUGCGUGUCUUCAACGGUAGAAGCAUCCAUUUUCUUUCUUCCAUAGUUUCUUUCACUGUUAUCUUUCAGAAUAGGGAUCGUUGCUUUCUAAAGGAUUAGGACCAGCUUAUGCAGAAGAAGAAAGGAGCCCCUAUGAUUUACAGUGUAUUGUAUGCUGGUGAACGCAUACAAAAGGAAAAGCGGGCCAAAAUUGUGUUUCUACAUAGGCAGGUUAUUUAAGUAUCCUGAAAAAAUAAAUACAGAAGCAUAGAGGUUUGGUUUUAUUUGCUUUUAAACUUAUGUAGCUUGGGCUACCCAUUGAAUUCUUUAUCCUCCUGGCUAAUGUGGUGUCAGCAAAAGUGAGUUAGCUUCUGGGUGCUUCUGUCUUAUAUAAGACAGACAAGUAAGGGAGGUGUUGACUUAAAAUAGUCUUGAAACAUUAUUCAUUUUGUCUAUUUUAACAUGGGCUAGAAAAACACUAAUAUUCAAUCCAGCAAGAAAAUCUGCAAAGAAUUUCCAUGGUGAUUUCUGAUGUUAUGUAGGAUAUAUGCUUUACUCCACUUUAUGUUAAAAUAUAUGAAUGCUUUCCCUUAUAAUUUUUAUCCAAACUUAGUGGCAUUUUGCCCAAAUCUGUUCCCACUGGACUCAAUGAUUUCACUGCCAUUGAUUUUGAUAGAAACAAUAGCUUAUAUCUUGCCUAGCAAAAAAAGGGUAAGUAGGCUGAAGAGCACAUGUUGCUGGUUUGAUCUGCUAAAGAAGACUUUCUAUGGGGAUGCAUUUUCAUUCUAGAGUGACACAGAACUGGUUACUCACGUUUCACAUAUAUUUGAAGAUAGUAGCCGUCUCUCCCAAUUUAUCUGUUGUUUAGUUCAUAGUCUGAAAUCAUCAUUCGAAUCCCUACUAAAUCUUUAAAACCUUGGAAAGUUGACAGGUCCUAAUAUAGCUGAAGAUCUGAAGUCACUAAUACAAGUAAUAGGAUACCUGUCUUCUGCUGAGGUAAAACUAGUACCAACUGCCCCCUUUUUUUCAACAAUUGUCUUUAAGAACUAGUCGUCAUAAUGAUGUCUUAAUUGAAGCAUUUAGGAGGGAGAAAAGGAGAAGGAUUUUUUUGGUCAACCUUGUCGGAAACAUACAAGUACUUUGUGUAUAGAGCAGUUAAAAAGUAAUUGCAGCAAAGAAAAGGUAGAAAAAUCUGCAAGUCUUGCCACCCAGUCAUCAGGUUUAAAAACUUACAGCUAUAUAUCUUUCUGUCUAAUUUGUAAGAGUAACUUUGUACAUAAUCUAUUCUGUGAGAAGUCCAUAUAGAGCAAUGGUUCUUCAACAACCUGCAGUAGUAGGAACAUUUCCAAUAGUUUUAGUCAUUUAAGCAAUAAAGGUCCUAGCUGAGCCACUUGCUAAUUAAUUACAGAAACUGAUGUGUUCAUUGAACUAUCAAAGUUAAAACAGAGAGCUUUUCCUCCCUGUUUCUCACACCCAGGAAAGGGGAUAUGUAAACAUCAAUGUAGCAACAAUAGCCCCCAAACUGCAAGUACAGAGUCUUGAUCCCUGCUGAAUUCCUCACCUGUGAAAUAAAACGAACCAUAACAAAUACGUAUUCUUUGAUCUUUGUUUCUAAAGAGAUAUAUUUCUUUCAAAGCAAAGCCUUUUGUAAGCCAGAGAUAGUGCUCUGGAGAUGCGAUGGGUCAACUGGCAGUGAUAGUGAGCUAAGAGCCUCUUAGGUAUGAUUGAUAAUUCAUGUUACGCUUUCAGUCCAAUAGCGCCUUUGCCUCCCACUCACAUCUUAACCAGCAGACCUGGAGUGCUUCUCUCAGUAAUCUGCAAUUCUCCUACUCCUGGAAUGAGCACCAAGCAGUAGCACCUUAAACGUUAAACUCAGUAGUCCUCACUGGGUUAAAUAGCGGAGCUUUUUCCCUUUAGGAUCUAGGAUACACGAUGAUAACGGUUAUCGGACAGACUAUCUAAACUAAUGUAUAGUCAAGUCUUAAAGAUGAAGACAAAGCACUUCAACAUGAAAAUCUCAAAACAGUGAGCAAUCUAUGAGCAUGCCUGUUUUAGUAAAACACUGAUCAUCUGAUGGUACAUUGGCAGAACUAACUUUGAACUAACUUGAGGCAUUCUAGCAGAUUUUUACGUGUAUCAUUAAGUUGCCUUGAAAAAUUCUCUUUAUUGCCGUAACGGUUCCUUAGUGAGUGUGAGUAUCCCUUUCAGUCAAGAUCCUUUGGUUCCUCAAACCCUGGGAUUCAAGAGUAUCUAGUAAAAAACAAUUUUGUGAUCUGAGCUACAGAAAAAAUAAACCUUGCUACUCAAUAAA
This is a messenger RNA of Aquila chrysaetos chrysaetos, 12505 nucleotides long. RefSeq names its product gamma-aminobutyric acid type A receptor subunit delta (gene GABRD). Gene Ontology annotation, molecular function: neurotransmitter receptor activity; GABA-A receptor activity; extracellular ligand-gated monoatomic ion channel activity. Gene Ontology annotation, cellular component: neuron projection; membrane; synapse. NCBI's taxonomy places the organism in Eukaryota, Metazoa, Chordata, Aves, Accipitriformes, Accipitridae. The transcript is spliced from 10 exons. Gene Ontology annotation, biological process: monoatomic ion transmembrane transport; signal transduction; regulation of membrane potential. The record is from RefSeq and is a predicted model, not a curated record. Bases 716 to 2062 code for a protein of 448 amino acids.